Chiloscyllium plagiosum (whitespotted bambooshark) is the source of this 4389-nucleotide messenger RNA. Its product is annotated as sphingosine 1-phosphate receptor 3-like. Gene Ontology annotation, molecular function: sphingosine-1-phosphate receptor activity. Lineage: Eukaryota; Metazoa; Chordata; Chondrichthyes; Orectolobiformes; Hemiscylliidae. Gene Ontology annotation, cellular component: membrane. Gene Ontology annotation, biological process: G protein-coupled receptor signaling pathway. The record is from RefSeq and is a predicted model, not a curated record.
CUCUGAGGCAGAACAACAAGAACGACCAGGCUGACAUGAAUAUAACACUUGUGGAAGCUCGUAGUCUGUAAGGCAGUGUGAGAAUCGCGAAGAACACAGCAGCAAGCUGCAGCAGUAAAACAACCAGGGCACUCGCAAGGACUGAGAACACUACAGAGAAAAAGUGGAAAACUGCAAUAGGCUACUUAAAGGAAUGAGCAGCAAAUGAUCGAAACAAAUACAGCAACUUGAAACUGAAAAGAAUGAAAUCCAAAGCUAUUCAAUAUAAGAGUCUGCGGAAGAAGCAAUGAUCCGGAAAACUGUCUGCCACCCCCCACACACACUACAAUUAAUUUGAUACAGCGAAAGUUGUCUCGGCAGCAAGAUUGAGAAAUACUGAAAUGUUUAAUGGAAAGCCUUGGCGGGGCUGAAAAGUUUCGAAGAAGUGAAUUUGAAGGGAAAAAUUAGGUGUGCGAAUUUAACACAGGAAAACAGCAAAGGUAUCGAGACUGAAGCAAUAAUGAUUUCUGAAUUGAAAACGCUACAAUCAAAAACGAUUCUGAUCAGGGCAAACUCGGAGACUUGCGGCUAAUCACCACUCCGAACCUAAAUACUAACUUGUUAAGUACUGGCUCCAAAGCUAAAAAUAAUGUGAAAGAUUUUAAAGUUUCACGCACUGUGCCAAUGUUUGCUGGGAGCAUUGACAAUAUGGAUCACGAGCUUUCUUCAGGCUCUGUAUUAAUAAUGGGGCAAAGCUCCAUCUAGUGGACAAGGUCUAACACUACAAAAAAGAUUCAACACGAACAUGACUUUAAUCGCUCUUCCAGCUGAAAUGCUCAUCAGCAAUGGGUGCGUCAAAACAGACCUCAUUGAGAGUCAUUAUAAUUACACAGGGAAAUUCAACAAAAAAGGAAAACCUAACAAUGGGAUAGACCUAACUACUGUGGCCUUUCUGAUCAUCUGCAGCUUCAUCGUGCUUGAAAACCUUAUGGUUCUCCUUGCCAUUUGGAAAAACAACAAAUUUCAUAAUCGCAUGUACUAUUUCAUUGGUAAUUUAGCCCUAUCCGAUCUUCUGGCAGGAAUAGCUUACAAAGUAAACAUUCUUAUGUCUGGAAAUAAAACGUUUGGCCUCACGACAACUGUAUGGUUCAUCAGGGAAGGAAGUAUGUUUGUAGCAUUGGGAGCCUCCACCUUUAGUUUGCUAGCAAUAGCAAUCGAGAGACACAUGACUAUGAUAAAAAUGCGACCCUAUGAUGCUAGUAAAAAAUACAGAGUUUUCCUCCUCAUUGGUGCUUGUUGGCUGAUAUCCAUUUUACUCGGUGCCUUGCCUAUCCUCGGUUGGAAUUGUAUCUGUAACUUCUCAGACUGUUCCACAGUCCUGCCACUUUACUCCAAAACAUAUGUUGUCUUCUGCAUCAGCAUCUUCAGUGCAAUUUUGUUGGCCAUCGUAAUACUUUAUGCUCGUAUUUAUAUAUUGGUUAAGACAAGUAGCCGCAAAGUUUCAAACAGAAAAUUUACAAAAAACAAUUCAGAGAAAUCGAUGGCUCUGCUGAAGACAGUGGUGAUUGUUGUAGGAAUUUUCAUUGCAUGUUGGUCCCCACUUUUCAUUUUCUUGCUCCUUGAUGUAGCUUGUAAACCAAAUAAGUGCAGUAUAUUGUAUCAAGAGGAUUGGUUUAUUGCAGUUGCAGUCCUCAAUUCUGGCAUGAAUCCCAUCAUCUACACUUUGGCAAGCAAAGAGAUGCGUCGGGCUUUCUUCCGACUUCUUUGUGGCUGUCUAGCCAGUACUAAAGUCUCCAAGGCCUUACCAAUUAAGUUAACUGCAGAUAACAGCAAAAACAAUUCCAGUGGCAGUAAUUCACAAAAGAUGAAGGAAGGAGAGCUGUCACAAAUCAAUACCCCAUCAAAUGUAAUCAAAUCUGUGAACUUAACAACUCCCAAUGGAGAAUUUUAACCUUUGGAGGCCUUCACAAAUUAGUAAUUCCUAAUUCUUAUUUUCUUGGAACUCUUAAUUUCCUCUGAAACAGAUAUUUCAUUUUGUAGUUUCAGGUUAUGAAAUAAUUCCAGACUUCUGAUAUCUUUAACAUUGAAAUCACAAGUUAAAUGUUCUUGCAAUACAUAUUGUACAGAAGAUUUUAUCAAACAUUCCCAUAAAAUUCCAUUAAUUCAGAACUUCAAAUAUGAAGUUUUCUUUGGCAUUUCAGAAUAUAGUGUUAAUCAGAAAUUCCUCUCUCUGCUAUCUUAAUUUAAAAUUUAUUAGUGUGACCUCUGAUGAAACAGUUGAGCAAGAAAUUUGAGCUCGGUGUGUUAAUAUUUGUGGUCUAUAUUCUCAUAAAAUAAUUUCAGGAGAUUCCACUAAAUUUAAUUCUUCUCCAUAACGUUUGAAGCAGCAUUUAAUGCCUUUGACAAUGAUCUGGAAUUCCAGGCCUCAUUACCACUGUGAAACUAUGUUAUUAAAAUUAGUAGCAUGCAAUUUCUUCUCUCCAUAAAAUAGCAGUGUUAGAUAAUUCAACCUUUUCCAGAAGAUCUAGAAUUCCUGAAAUAUCAAAACUACUUUCUCAGAAACAUAUUUCUUGACUGUAUAAACAUUUAACAUGCUUAUUCCAACUCCCUCUGUAAAACUUAUAUACACAAAUGGUUUCAUUAAAAAUCACUGAAUAAUUUAUCAAAUGUUCCUAUGGGACACCACAGAAAACAUAACUUGUUCAACAAUGGUGGAGUAUAAAACAGGUGACAUGUCUUCCUAUUUUUAUUCCCAUUGGACAAAGAGAUUUAGUAGAAUGGUAUCACUGAGAAUUCAGUUUUGUGGGGAGCCUAGAGAAGCUGUGAUUGUUCUCAUUCAAGCAGAUAUAUUUGAGAGGAGUUUUAAUGAAAACAUUCAAAAUUAUAUAGACCUUUGAUACAGCAUGUGAGAGAAAGUGUUUCUAAUAACAGCAAUUGUGACAAAAAGAUUUAAAAUAAUUGGCAAAAACAAAACAGGAGAUAAGGAGAACUUGUUUAUGUGGCAGGUCAUUACUAUCUGGAAUAAUCUGCCUGACAGGGUAAUGGAAACAGAUUGCAUAGUAACUUGGGCCCAUACUUGAAGAGAAAACAUUUAUACAACGAUAAGGAAAGAAUUAUUGGAAGUGAGACCAAUUACCCAGCUUUUUCAGAGAACCAGGUUGAAAUGUCAUCUUUCAUCUUAUCUUAAAUAGGAUUCUAUUGCAUUAUCAAAUAGUUGUGUAACACUAUUGUUAAAAUUCAAUAUCGAUCACAGUGCUUUUAAAAAGUACAGAGUUAGAGAUUUAUGAAUUGCUUAACAGUCAAUACAUGUUCUUCUAUUUGAGCUGAUCUGUCUCUUUUCUAGUAUUCUGAUUGUAAAUAAAUGAUCUUAUGCAGCUAUGGUUAUUUUUGAAGCAAUCUGAUUGUUUGACACAUUUAAAGUAAAAAAACUGGCUUAAGGAAAUAAUUUUGAGAAUGCAAUAGUUAAAUGUCAUCGAACUAUAGCUUUGUUGUUGCCUAAUUUAAAUGAAUAAACAAGAUGCUUAUCUUAUCUUAGGAUACUAUGAAAGAAACCAUGGACAUGCUGAUCCCAGUCCUAUGGCCUUAAUCUUUUAGACCAGCAUUUAAAGGAAGACCUUGAAAUUACUUUCCUCCAAUGGGUUUGAUUUAGUUGAGCUUAUUUGAAGGACCAACUACUGAAAGUCUGAUUUCAGUUUAUCACUGGCUGAGAUUUUUCAAUGGAUGAUAAAGUGCACCAUUGAGAUUACAAUUAUGCUACAUCUGCAGAGGUAAACUACUUAUUUAGACAUAUUUGACUGCAAGUAAUGCAGAUUGAUAUUUUUCACAAAUGCAUAAACAUCCAAAUCAAUUGUGAAUGACGAAUACACUUCUCAACAACAAAUCCAAACAACAAGAUACAACAUGCUCAGAGACUCUAACCACACUACCAUACAUCAAAGACACCAAGAUAAAAGCCAUGGUCUCCUUCCAUGGUCUCCCCCAUUCACAUCAAUUAACAUCAACCUGGCCAAAGAAACACUGACCUCACUACUAGAUGAACCAAGGACACAAACACCAGACAGCACCAACUCCAUCAGCAAGGACAGCAUUCUCAAGCUAGAAGACCUGUGCCUUACUACCCACUUCACCUUCAAGGGCAAGACCAACAAACAAAUCAAUGGGACACGCAUAAGAUCACCAGUAUCAGGAUUCUUAGCAGAAGCAGUGAUGCAGAGACUAAAAUGAACAUCCCUUCCCACAAUCCAACCCAAAUUUUGGGUCCGCUCUAUGGACGACACCUUUGACAUCAGGAAAUGGAACAAAUUAGUGGAAACUUACAAUAUUAUUAACAACAACCUUACUGGCAUAAAUUUCACCAAGGAGGAAGAGAACAACAACAGACUUCCCUUCCUAGAUGUCACAGUGGAACGA